CCAGCGAAGAAGAACUAACCACACAUGAUGAAACAACAUGCUAACAGUUGUCUUUUAUAGAGUAAUGCUCCAAGAGUUUAUGUAACAAAUCUUAUAUUUUUGUAGUAUUUUCUCUUAGUGUUUCCCCUUCAAUAUUUCCACCUCUGACAUCGAUUCAUCGGAUUCUUUGAAGCCAAGAUGCCUGUCGUGUGCAGCAGCUGUGCUGAAAAGCGGGCUGUGAUGAAACGUCCAAAAACCGGACACUCUUUGUGUAAGGAGUGCUUCUUCUGGGCCUUCGAAGAAGAGGUGCAUCAGACGAUCAUGGCGGCAAAACUUUUCAAACAUGGGGAGAGAGUAGGGAUUGCUGCCUCGGGCGGAAAGGACUCCACGGUGCUCGCUCAUGUAAUGAAGCUCUUAAAUGAGCGGUACAACUAUGGUCUUGAACUCAUGCUUCUCUCCGUGGAUGAGGGGAUCACUGGAUACAGAGAUGACUCCUUGGAGACGGUAAAGAGGAACCAAGAACAGUAUGAGCUUCCACUGAAGAUUGUGUCAUAUGAGGAGUUGUAUGGCUGGACUAUGGAUGCUAUUGUGAAGCAGGUGGGGCUGAAAAACAACUGCACCUUCUGUGGAGUGUUCAGAAGGCAGGCGUUAGACAGAGGGGCCAUCAUGCUGAAAGUGGACAAGAUAUGUACAGGUCACAACGCAGAUGAUGUGGCAGAGACAGUUUUGAUGAACAUCUUGCGAGGGGACAUAGCUCGUCUACGGCGCUGUACUGCCAUCUCUACAGUCAGCGAAGGCGAUGGAGUUGUGCCGCGCUGCAAGCCUCUCAAAUAUGCGUAUGAGAAAGAGAUUGUCCUGUAUGCAUACUUUAAAAAGUUGGACUACUUUUCCACUGAAUGCAUCUACUCUCCCAAUGCUUAUCGAGGCUAUGCUCGGACCUUUUUAAAGGAUUUAGAGAGUGUGAGGCCCAGCUCUAUCAUGGACGUCAUUCACUCAGGGGAGAACCUGUCUGUCCGGGAGGGCCUGAAGAUGCCCGUGCAGGGGACCUGUGACCGCUGUGGUUACAUCUCUAGCCAGCCUCUGUGUAAAUCAUGUGUGCUGCUGGAGGGGCUGAACCGCGGUCUGCCGAAGCUGGGGAUAGGCAAGCACCAUCGCCUGCUUGACAAAAUCCUCUCUGAGCAGCCGCUCACAGAGAAGGAGGAAAAGAAGCUCAAAGCAGUGGACUUUUGAUGUUUAUUAAUCCAAAUUUUUACAGUAAGACUAAGGAUGUGAAUUAAAGUCUGUUAUUUAAUUACUUGUUAUAUUUUCACAAGAAAGAUAGGCCUAAUUAGUCAACUCUUUUAUUUUGUUCAUCUUAAACUCAAUAUUUAUUGGAGAUUGGAGUAUUUUGGAUUGGUAAAAUGUCUCACACCUGAAAUAAAUAUUUCUAGCACAGCACAGACAGCUGAUUUCACUGCUGAUUUACCUGGAUAACUUAUAAAAAUAUACUUUACAGUGGUAUAAAAUGACUUAAUUGAGCCUGAGCUGAUAAUAAUCGGGGACUGGUAUGUGUAUCCUCAAAAUUUUGUGGGAUUUUACUUUCAUUAUUAAACAUAAGACAUCACUUGUCUUAUGUUUCUUAAACUUACAGUACCUGCUUCCACUUUUGGAGUGAUUAAAAUCACACGGAGGUCAAAAAUCUGGUUAUUUGCUUAAAAAAAAGGACCUUAUCAUAUUUUUCAAUACUUUUUUGUCUUUUAUCUAAUUUGAUGUCUCUCUGAUAACAUCUUUUAUGUUUUUAUUUAAUUAUAUCUCUUAUCAUCAGUCUUUGCUGCAAUGAUAGCGUAUCUUAUUUAAGGUUUUACAUGAAUUAAAUUGUAAUAAAUGCCUUGUCCUUCA
Cheilinus undulatus (humphead wrasse) is the source of this 1857-nucleotide messenger RNA. RefSeq names its product cytosolic thiouridylase subunit 1 homolog (S. pombe) (gene ctu1). Gene Ontology annotation, cellular component: cytosolic tRNA wobble base thiouridylase complex; mitochondrion. The record is from RefSeq and is a predicted model, not a curated record. Gene Ontology annotation, molecular function: tRNA binding. The coding region runs from base 178 to 1209 and encodes 343 amino acids. The transcript has 3 exons. NCBI's taxonomy places the organism in Eukaryota, Metazoa, Chordata, Actinopteri, Labriformes, Labridae. Gene Ontology annotation, biological process: tRNA wobble position uridine thiolation.